Molecule: messenger RNA, 2082 nt
Organism: Pseudozyma flocculosa PF-1
Lineage: Eukaryota; Fungi; Basidiomycota; Ustilaginomycetes; Ustilaginales; Ustilaginaceae
Exons: 5
Coding region: 1-2082 (693 amino acids)
Biological process (GO): cell volume homeostasis; spliceosomal snRNP assembly; mRNA cis splicing, via spliceosome
Cellular component (GO): methylosome; plasma membrane; pICln-Sm protein complex
Molecular function (GO): nucleic acid binding
Source: RefSeq, a predicted model, not a curated record
AUGGCCGGGUUCAAGGCCAUCGCCGAGGCGCCCCGCUUCCUCUCGCGCCAAGACGCCGACGUCGCACAGCAGUCGACACCCGGCUCCUUUGCCGCACUCCCGCCCCUCCUCCGCCUCGAGCUCGAACAGGUCCGCAUCUACCUCUGCCCGCCGCCCGACAGCCUGCCCACCUGCUUUUCCAAGUACGAGUCGACGUCUGCCGCCGGGCAACAUGCGAACCCGGACGGGGAGGACGAGGAUCUGGACCACGACGCCGCUCAGACCGUCGUCGCCGAUGGCAAGCUGUGGCUGACCGAGUCCGAGCUCUCCUUCCUUGCACCGGGGUCAAGCAGCGGCUUCUCGGUCACCUACCCCACCAUCUCGCUGCAUGCCGUCACACGCUCGCCUCCCGCCGGCCUCGCUGCUCCGUGCCCGCCUUCAGCCUCGGCGUCUCAGCAGAACGGGCAAGAUCCGAGAUCCGGCGGGUGCCUCUACGUCCAGCUCGACCUCGCCGCCGAAGACGAGCAAGCGGACCAGGAUGACGAGGGUUCCCUGCUCGAGAUGCACGUCUUUACACCGGACGACGAGAGCCUCGACCAGCUCUUCGAGGCGCUUUCGCACUGCGCAUCGCUGCACCCCUCUGCCGGCGGCGGCGGCGACGGCGGCUCGCACCCCUUUUCCGGCUUCGCCCCCUUUGGCACCGGCGACCCAGACGCCAUGGCCGUCGACGGCGCCUUUGACGACGCCGACGAGGACGACGACGCCAUCGUGGCUGACGCGCAGCCCACCAACGGCGACGGCGCCGGCACAGCGGAGCUGAGCGAAGCAGGCAGGAAGAAGCUCGCGCACCUCGAUUCAGUCAUGGUCUGGCCGGAUUCCGAGGACGGAGAGGACUACGACGACGACGACGACGACGACGAGCGUGACGGGGCGACCCGGCGCGAUCUUGUCGACGCGGUCUCGGCGCUGGCCUCGACGAUGACGACGAGCGGCGGCCUCGAAGAUGCCGAGGGGGAGCCGACCAACACGCUGAUCCUGCGCAACCUGCCCGUCGAGUUUUUCGUUCCGUCGAUCUGCUCGGCGCUCCUCUCGCUGCUCAACGCCUACGGGACGCUGGUGCGCUGGAUCCCGAUGCCGACCGUGGGCCGGGCGGUGGUCGUGUUUGAGGAAGUCGAGGGCGCCAGGCUGGCAAAGGGCGGGCUGGACCGCCUGCUCUUGCCGUUCGAGGAGACUGGUCAGGAUGACGGGGCGGUGUCCGAAGGGCCGGAUGGGCCGCUGAGGGUUGACGAGGAUGCGCGGGCGCAGGCCGACGACUCGAUACUGCGCGCCGUGUACGGGCCCGCGGUAUCCUCGGACGAGGCCGAGGCGUCGACGCUGAGCGUGCCGACGACGGACAAAAACUUCCUCAUUAGUCCGCCGGGGAGCCCGCCGGUGGGCUGGGAGCCGAUCCGCGAGGACCCGCCGAACCGCGAUACCCUGGCCGACGACCUGAUGCGCGCGCUGGGCGAGCUGCGCGACACGCAGCGCCACAUCGAGAGCCACCAGCCCACUGACUGGGGUAGCGCGAGCCAAGACGACGUUCGAGCUGAAGCUCAAGACGGCGGCGGUUCGGGGGGUUUGAAGCCCUUGCGCGCCGUGCCCGCUCCCGAGGUCAUUCUCGCACCGUCGAUGGCGCCCGCCCUUCGCUCGUACCAACCGGCCUGGCUGCGAGGCGGCGGCGGCGGCGGCGGCGGCAGCAGCAGCAGCAGCAAAAGCAACACGGCAGGCCUGGCGCACCAGCUGCAACCGAAUUCGAGUUCUGGCGACGGCAAGGAAGGCGACGACGACGACGAACUCAUCCAGGUACCGGGCGUGACGGUACAGUCCUUCGAUCCGGUCGAAGACGGCGAGGGCCCCAAGACGCACCUGGGCUUCACGAUCAGCAGCGUCAAGGCGACGGUGGACAGCAUGCGCAGCCCGACGCUGCUGGCGCAGCAGGGGCACGCCAGCGACGUGCCGGCCCUGAAUGUUGGAGGCGGACUGGGAGAGGCAGGGGUGGGAGCGGGGGGAUACGGCGGAAGCAAGCGGAUCACGCCGACCAGUCGACCACCGCUCAGCGAUUGA